This is a messenger RNA of Symbiodinium necroappetens, 1182 nucleotides long. NCBI's taxonomy places the organism in Eukaryota, Dinophyceae, Suessiales, Symbiodiniaceae. The record is from the annotation of a GenBank genome assembly.
AUGGCGCAGAAGGUCUCUCCGGGCGUGGAAGCGGCCUACGCCAUGUCCGGCUCGAGCAUUUCAGAAGCUGUCAUGUCCAUUCGGACAGUAAGGGCGCUGGGUGCCGAAGAGCACACGCUGGACAUUGUCUCCGGGCUGCUCCAGGUGAUGACGGACUACCACAAGGGCGCAGCCUGCAAGAAGGCCUUCGCUUUCGGCUUCAGCUCGGGCCUCGUGCAGCUGGUCUACUUGGUGGGCUUUUGGCUCAGUGCGAUCAUGAUCAGCAGCGGCAAGUUCAAUGCCGAGCAGGUGUUGUUGACCCUCUUCUGUGUGACGUUUGGCCUUCAGAGCGUGAGCAUGAUCGCCAUGUACCUGCCGGACUCGGCCUCAGGUGCUGUCGCAGCCGCGGAGGUCUUCCGGCUUGUCGACCUGCAGUCGAACAUCGACGCAGUGGAACCUGAAGGGCGGAUCAAGAGCCUGGGAGAUGGGACCAUUCGCUUCGAGGAUGUGGUGUUUUAUUAUCCUCACCGCUCCGAAGUCAUCGUGUUGAAUCGACUGUCCCUCGAGAUUCGGCAAGGCCAAAGGGUGGCCGUCGUCGGCUUCUCGGGAAGUGGCAAGUCCACGGUUAUCCAGCUCCUCCUGCGCUUCUAUGAUCCCCAGCGCGGUCGAGUCAGCAUUGGAGGCCAAAACCUGAUCCAGCUGGAUGUGGCUUGGUUUCGUCGUCAGGUAGCUCUGGUGGGUCAAGAGCCCAUACUUUUUAAUAUGUCUCUGGAGGACAAUGUGAAGUACGGGCUCCCUGGUGCCAGCCAUGAAGAGGUUCUAAGUGCUGCCCGUGGUGCAAACAUGGACUAUGCGUUGGACGGCACGAAGCCCUGGUCUCAUCGCGUCGGCCUUGGCGGCGGGAAGCUGAGCGGAGGCCAGAAGCAACGCUGUGCCAUUGCACGGGCGUUGCUGCGCCAACCGAAGAUGCUGCUUUUGGACGAAGCCACCUCAGCGCUGGAUUCUAAAUCGGAGGUCUUGGUGCAGCAAUCAAUCCAGCAGAUCCAGGCCACCACCAUCACAGUCGCCCACCGCCUGUCCACCAUCCGGGACUCCGACAAGAUCUUCGUCCUUGCAGAGGGUCGGCUUGUUGAGCAAGGCACCUAUGCCCAACUCAUGGCCAUGCAAGGCAGCUUUGCCCAGCUGGCAGCCAGGAGCUUAUGA